CGGCUGUCUGCUGUAGUUAACGUUAAAGACUCGUCGGUAGGUUGGGUGGUCAGUUCUGUUUUUAGCCCGAUUAUUAUGGAAUUUUAAAAUUAAAAGGUAUUCUAGUCUUUAGCAGGUAUACGUUUAUGGAUAGACGAAAGACGAGGUACAUUUGAACGGAUCUACAGGUAAACGCUGGAAAAAUGCCUCUGCAUGGUAAAAUAGUGGUUAUUAAGAGGAGGGGAGGAGACGGAACCGAGUUUCCUCUGACUGCGUCGUGUUUGUUUGGAAGGAAGACCGAAUGCGACAUUCGUAUUCAGCUUCCUCAGGUUUCCAAGGAGCACUGCAGAAUUGACUUGAAUGAAAACAAAGAGAUCAUUUUGACCAAUCUGAGCUCAGCCAAUCCGACCCGUGUCAACGGCGAGGCUCUGAGUCAGUCGGAGCGCUUGAAGCACGGUGAUGUGAUAACUAUUGUCGAUCGUUCUUUCAGGUUUGAGUAUGCACCUACACAAACACCGAAGAAGAGGUCGUCUUCUGGGGCCAAGUCUGAAACCGUUAAGGUUCUUCAAGAUCAGCAAGUGGCUCACAGUGUUGUUGCCGCGGACGCAGGAGAAAAGAGAAUCUCUGAGGUCUCUACAGACCCUCAUCUCAAAGAUGGAGCUAACUAUAACAACAUCCAGCGAUCCUUGGAGAAAACCUUGGAAUUGGAGUCCCAGAAAGAUGAGAAGAACUCGCCAUUCAAUGAUCUGUGUCAAAUGAUCAAAAAGUCGUUGGAUGUCAAGACACCUCGCAAGUCUUCCGCAAGUGUGGUUCAGACACCGUCCUCAAAGUUCUGCACGCCAAGACCGGGUCCGGUUGUCAAGAAGAGUGAAAACGGGGUAGUUUUCAUACCCAAGAAGGAAGAAGAUCCCAAAGGUAAAACCCCAGAGAUUGCUAAGAAACAGGGAAAGACCUUCCAGGUUCCUUCUGCUGAGGGCCCUGGACCCACAGUGGACGAAGCUGGAAAGUCUGAAGGUACUUCACAGCAGAGAAGAAUCUCAACUCCUCAGAAAUUCACAGCCUCAGAGGUUAUUGAGCAAACAACGGCUUCAGCAUCUAAGUCACCGGUCAGAAGGAGAAGCAAGGAAUGCACACUGGCUAAAUCUGGCGUGUCCAUGGAGCAAGAAGGACAAGCUGGAAAAUCUCCCAAACUGGAAAAUCCACCAAAGAGAUCUUCUAAAAACUCAGGAUCUGCUGAAAAAGCGAAAAUGUCCAAAAAACGCAAGAGCGAGGAGCUUGGGAAAGACCUGCCGAUACCAAACCUGAAAAGGAAACGAGUUUCCUUCGGAGACCACCUCAGCCCAGAGUUAUUUGACAAACGCCUGCCACCUGACUCUCCACUGCGUAAAGGGGCCAGUCCAAGGAGGAGCCUAUCUCUCUAUAAACCCAAAUUGUCUCUUCUUAGGAGAGUUUCUGUCAUUGGGUUGCUAAAGGAACAGAGGACCCCGUCACCUAAGUUCAAAAAGAGUGCUUCUCCCAAGACUCCAACAGGGAAGGCAUCACCAAAAUCAAGGUCCACUUCCCCUGCUGAGAAGUCUCCCAGGUCCAAGUCAGCUUCACCCAAAGCCACACCUGGAAAAAAGUCUCCCAAGGCGACAAGUCCAGCUCAGACGUCUCCUAAAUCCAGGUCCGCUUCUCCCAAGGCGACAAGUCCAGCUCAGAAGACUCCUAAAUCCAGGUCCGCUUCUCCCAAGGCGACAAGUCCAGCUCAGACGUCUCCUAAAUCCAGGUCCGCUUCUCCCAAGGCGACAAGUCCAGCUCAGAAGACUCCUAAAUCCAGGUCCGCUUCUCCCAAGGCGACAAGUCCAGCUCAGACGUCUCCUAAAUCCAGGUCCGCUUCUCCCAAGGCGACAAGUCCAGCUCAGAAGACUCCUAAAUCCAGGUCCGCUUCUCCCAAGGCGACAAGUCCAGCUCAGAAGACUCCUAAAUCCAGGUCCGCUUCUCCCAAGGCGACAAGUCCAGCUCAGACGUCUCCUAAAUCCAGGUCCGCUUCUCCCAAGGCGACAAGUCCAGCUCAGAAGACUCCUAAAUCCAGGUCCGCUUCUCCCAAGGCGACAAGUCCAGCUCAGAAGACUCCUAAAUCCAGGUCCGCUUCUCCCAAGGCGACAAGUCCAGCUCAGACGUCUCCUAAAUCCAGGUCCGCUUCUCCCAAGGCGACAAGUCCAGCUCAGAAGACUCCUAAAUCCAGGUCCGCUUCUCCCAAGGCCUUGACCAGCACAACACCAGUGAAAACACCUUUGAAUUCAGGCAUCCAAACCCCGUCCGUCCAAGGUCGCUUCUCUGUCUCACGUAUCAGGACCCCCUCUCCAACUACAGCAGUCGCUCAACAGAUGCCUGUGCUUGCUGGUACCCCAAAAAUCCCUCUCAGGAGGAAGAGCAUGAAGAAUGCAUCACGUAGGACUUCAGGUGUUGCCAGGAGUGCAGUAAAAGUCUUUCAGAGACGAAGUGGCAUUUCACGGGCAUCAAUGAAAGCUCAAAGUUCCUGGGCAAAUAUUGUAAAAUUUGGACAAAUUAAGACGUCAGCUGUUGCUCCAACUGUAAAGAAGAUCAUACAGAAACCCCUGAAGAAGGUUGUGCCCAAACAACAGACCCCUGCCAGGAAGCUAAAAGACCAUAUGAGCACUGGACAUGCAGAUUCCCCUGCCACCAUCCUUGUUGGGAGAGCUCACAAAAGAACCAUUGUACAUCCAACUGGAGCUGCACCAAAAGUGGUCAUGAAUCCUGCACUGUUCAAAAAGGACAUGAAAAUGAAUGAAGAUUUAACAGGACUCUCUGAGAUGUUCAAAACUCCUGUAAAUGAGAAGAGAAGAAGGUCUUUGGUCAGUGAGAGCAGUGCCAAGAAGACGCCAAUAGCGACUUCUUCUAUGGUGGAACCGUCGGUGCUGAACACCCCGGAGGAGCCAGAUGAAAUGAUGGUGUCUCCACUGAGUUUAGCGUCUACAGUAAAGAGUCAAAGGUACAACAGCGAGGCAGUCCAGCGCCUUCUCAGUGGGGGUGAAGAAGCAAGUUUUGUCGGUGAUGCUCCUGCCUCGGAAGUUUGUUCAGAGUCUAAACACACAGAUCCAAAGGCGGGCUCUGUUAAAACUCCCAAACAGAAGCCAGAAUUACCCAUCUGUCUCACUGGAAUCAAGAGGAUCAUGAAAACACCAAGACAGAAGGCUGAGCCCAUUGACGAUUUGAGAGGAAAACUCUUGAAAACUCCAAAACAGAAACCUGUGCAGCAGGAAUGUCUCACUGGAAUCAAGAGGAUCAUGAAGACACCAAGACAGAAAGCCGAACCUUUAGAGGACAUCCGAGGAAAUCUUUUGGUAACUCCUAAACAGAAAACUGAGCAACCAGAGUGUCUCACUGGGGUCAAACGCAUCUUUGCAACUCCGAAGCAGAAGGUGGAACCUCUUGAAGACCUUUGGGGAAAAUUGUUGAAGACUCCAAAUGUCAGACAGAGCUCUGAUGUCAGUUUGGAUGGUGUUAAGGAGCUUCUCCAGACACCAAUUCACCAGUCCCAGAUGCUGGGUCUUGCCACUGUUGAGAGAAUGAUGAAGACGCCCAAAGAGAAGACUUCUCCAGUUGUGGAUGUGGUUGGUAUGAAGAGGCUACCAAGAACUCCCAAACAGAAGGGUGAACCCGUAGAAGACAACUUUGGCAUCAAAAGGUUGAUGAAAUCCCCAAGACUGAGAGGAAAUCCACCAGUGGAAGACUUUGAGGGACUUCAGGAGCUCAUGGAGGAGCCAGUGACCUACCUGACAGAGCAGCGGCCAGAAAAGCCAUCAGAUGCCAUGGAAACGCAACCUCAAAGUGUCAUAGAGAGCAAUACAACUUCUACCAGCGCUUCUCUUGACAAAAAAUCUGUUCGGGGUAGGAGGGCAAAAGCUGUGAAACCAGAACAAGAGGAAACAAAAGAACUGCCGGAACCUUCUCAAAAUGCCGUGGUGUCUUCACCAGCUAGAGGAAGAAGAGGAAAGAAAUCUGAGACCAAAGCACCACCUGCUGUUAGACACACAAGAGGCAGGAAUGCAGAAGUCCCUGAAAGCAGAGAGGUUGAAGAAAGUCUCCCAGAGUCUCCAAAAGUUGCUAUGAAAAGACGAAGACCUAUCAAAAGAGCUCAAGAGGAGGCAAUAGAGCUUGAGCAGAAUCCUGCUGUUGAAGAGGUAGUGACCCCACAACCUGAGAUCGAUUCAAUGCCAGCCAUUGAUGUGCAUGGAGGUCCCUUACUUGUGGAGAAAACAGUGCUGAAGCCCAAACGAGGAAGAAAACUCAAACAACCUGAAGAACUGGCACAGCAGGAGCAGAACCUUCCUAAGAAUGCAGAUAAAGACAAGAGUGUUAACUCAUCAGACGCUGAGCGUGUGAAGUUACCUGAAGAAGAGAACGCAAAUACGGAAGUUGCAGAAACUAGCUUGACUCAGAAGAAAUCUGUGAGAGGCAAAAGAGCUAAACCUGUGGAGGCUAAAGAAGCUCAGAAAGCUGAGGAGACCUCCAAUAAGCCUGUUCCUCCUCCAGUCAGAGGAAGGAGAGGAAACAAGAUGGAAGCAACAGCAUCUCUUGCUGUUAAACGGAACACAAGAACCAGAAAUGCAAAGUCUCAAAACACUGUUGAUCAGCCAGCUGUUGAAGCACAAGCGAUAACUGAGAUUUCCAAUGAAGCCGUGAUCCCUCAAAUAUCAGAGAAGUCCAAUGAAAAGACAACUGACCCUGUAAGCUCAGUACAAGUGACAACCAAGCCACUCAGAGGGAAAAAAGCUAAAGUAACAUCCACUGAACCCGAGAAAGAUGAAUGUCCUGCUGCAAAUGCUGAAACUCCUCAAGCCAUUCCUUCUGUUGGUAAACCCAGGAGAGGAAGAAAAGCCAAACCUGAUGUUGAGGAGCCAACUGAGGUGGCAGAAGACACCUGUCUCCCUGUGGAGACCAAGCCUCCAACAAGGGCUAAAAGAGGAAGACGUGCUCUCCUGAAAGAGGACAAACAGAUUGAGGAUGACAAGGUGACUUCACGGGAGCCCUCUGAACAUCAGGAGCCACCUAAGAAAUCACGGAGAACAAGAAAACCCGAGCAAGAGCCUCUAAAAACAAAGGAAGACACUGUGGUCCCAGAAAAGGAACCUAGUUCUGAACAAAGUUCUGGUGCUGCAAAGCCCAGGAGAGGAGGACGGAAAGCUAAAGCAGAUGCUGUGAAGCCCUCAGUACUAAUGGCUGACGCUACAGAGAAACCAAAACGAGGCAGAAAAGGAGAACAAAUCCCUCAGGAGACUGUCCCUGCCAAGAAUCCUGAACAUGAAGAGAUCUCUGUGCCAUCUCCUCAGGUCCAUAAACCUAAUCGGGCAACACCGGUGAAAAGCAAGGUUUCACAAACUGCUCCAGCUAAGAGAGGUCGCCGGGGUGCAGCUCUUCUUCUGGUGGAACCCAAACAAGAACCUGCUUCAGAUCCAGUCGUACCAGCAAAAAGAGGAAGACAGGUUGCGGCAAAGCCCAAAGCAGACGAUGGGGCCAGUGGUGAGGCAAAUCCCACCGAAAGCUCAAAGGAUGACGCCCAAGACCCAAAGAUGACCAAAAAGGCAGUCAAAUUUAAAAAAUACCUGGAAAGCCAUGAAAUUCCAAAAGCUAUGUCGGUGAAGGCCGUUCGAGGCAGGAAGACGAAAGUUCCAGACCAGGCUGACACUAGAGGUAAAGACGGAACAAAGGAGGCCAGCAGCACUGAAGAGAAGACUCUCUCGCAUGACGUCGUCGAGCCCGCCAAGAGAGGACGGCGAGGAGCGAAGGUUGCAGAGGUGGUGGCAGAAGACAUUGGAGCACAGAAAAAAAACCGACGGGGGAGAUCAGCAAAGAAAUGACUGUUUUGUAAAUACUUUUCAUCCUAAUUACGGUUUCCCCAAAUGUUUUUGAUAUUCCAAAUUUUAGGUGUGAGGGCAUUGUAGUAGGUAGUUUUAUCUUCU
Molecule: messenger RNA, 5945 nt
Organism: Xiphophorus hellerii (green swordtail)
Lineage: Eukaryota; Metazoa; Chordata; Actinopteri; Cyprinodontiformes; Poeciliidae
Gene: mki67
Product: marker of proliferation Ki-67
Exons: 15
Coding region: 183-5843 (1886 amino acids)
Biological process (GO): regulation of mitotic nuclear division; regulation of chromosome segregation
Cellular component (GO): chromosome; nucleus
Molecular function (GO): protein binding
Source: RefSeq, a predicted model, not a curated record